Messenger RNA from Linum tenue, 603 nucleotides. The record is from the annotation of a GenBank genome assembly. NCBI's taxonomy places the organism in Eukaryota, Viridiplantae, Streptophyta, Magnoliopsida, Malpighiales, Linaceae.
AUGGCGGAAUCUUUCCCUCCAUCGUCAAUCCAAACUUCCCUCUUCACCCACAUCCUCUACGCCUUCGUCGAAAUCGACCCAUCAUCGUACGAGCUCACCAUCUCCCAAUCCGAUCAAAUUUUAAUGACCAACUUCACCUCCACCCUACACUCCAAAUCCCCACCACCGCCGAAGCUCUUCCUCUCCAUCGGCGGCGGGGGCUCGAACGCCUCAGCGUUCGCCACCAUGUCCAGCAACCCGACAACCAGAACGAAAUCCAUCGCCUCCACGAUCAAAUCCGCUAGGGACCACAACUUCGAUGGCCUCGAUCUCGACUGGGAAUUUCCUCAAACACCUGGCAAAAUGUCCAAUUUGGCGACCCUCCUCCAAGAAUGGCGGGGCGAGCCUCCUGUCGGAAUCCAUCGCCACCAAUCGCACAAUGCUCCAGCUCUCCACCGCCGUCUACUCCGCCUCCAGCUUCAUCCUCUCGCCGGAGGGUCCUUCCUACGUCGGCGACGGGGGAGCCAGCGGUGCUGUUCGAUAAAAAGAGCAACGUCAGUACCGGAUACGGGAUCGGGUCGUGGAUCGGGAUCGGGUCGCCAGCCCUCCAUAGUCUCCGGUUGA